Dermacentor silvarum is the source of this 2934-nucleotide messenger RNA. RefSeq lists its product as uncharacterized. Bases 122 to 2845 code for a protein of 907 amino acids. The transcript is spliced from 7 exons. The record is from RefSeq and is a predicted model, not a curated record. NCBI's taxonomy places the organism in Eukaryota, Metazoa, Arthropoda, Arachnida, Ixodida, Ixodidae.
CGCAUCACCGCCAGCCCGAGAGCAGGGGGUACAAAAGGCGCCGCUGCGCUCUUGACAAACCACCUUUCCCGAGCGGCAGCAGAAACAUACAUCGGCAGGAGGUCGCAUCGCCAAAGCAACCAUGAAGCUCUUCGUCGCUGUCGCCCUCAUCUCCCUGGGCAUCCACGCUGAGGCUUUCUACCCUGGCCUUCUCGGCUCUGGUCUCUACGGCUCCGGCUUCGGCGGUGCUGGUCUGUACGGCGGAGGCUUCGGCUCUGGCCUCUACGGAGGUGGCCUUCUCGGCUCUGGUCUCUCUGGCCUCUACGGCGGUGGUCUCGGCUCUGGUCUUUCUGGCCUCUACGGCGGUGGUCUUCUGGGCUCUGGGCUUUCUGGCCUUUACGGCGGUGGACUAUUGGGCUCUGGUCUUUCUGGCCUCUACGGCACCGGCCUGGGCAGCACUCGUCUGCUCGGCCUGGGUGGUCUCGGCGGUUUGAGCGGUCUGAGCGGUCUCGGCUACCCUGGUCUUUUUGGUUCCCGCUACGGAGGAUUGCUGGGAGGCUUCGGUAGCCCACUUGGAGGUCUGAGCUCUCUCGGUGGCUGGAGCCCCUAUGGAAGCCUGAGCUCAUUCGGAGGCUUUGGAAGCCCCUUCGGUGGCUUUGGCAGUACCUUCGGCGGAUACGGCUCAUUUUCUGCUGGACUUGGAGCCCCGAGGAAAUUCCCCGGCGACCUCCGCCUCAUCACUGAGCCCACCUCCCGCCUUCCCCUUAACGAGGCUGUCUAUAUUGGUGUAGUGCGCCAGCGUCUGGUGCCGGCCCCCUACCCAGUCCCACGCCCAGUCCCAGUUCCACGCCCAGUCCCGGUCCCACAGCCAUUCCCAGUUGACGUACCAGUCCCACAACCAUUCCCAGUCCCAGUGCCAAAACCAGAGCCAAUCCACACCGUCACUGAAGUGACCAACACCGCAGUCGUCGAGCCUGUCACAACCGCAGCGAGCAUCCUAGACAAAGAAGCAUACGCGACCAUUGGGAGCCUGCAAUUAGCACAAAGUUAUAUUAGGAUAGCCUUGGGGCAGCCCAUCCUCGACCGGACUGACCUGGAGACUCAAUUGAGCCUCCUCGACCAGGUCCUUCGGAGACCACCUUACUCCGGCGACAGUCAAACACAUCCCUGCAGGAGGUCGCCUAACUGCGCCAACAUGAAGCUCUUCAGUGCUGUCGCACUCCUAUCCCUGGCCAUUCCGGCGUGCCUUGGUGCCGGCAUCAAGUCGAUCGUCACAGGCGGCGCUGCCCUUCCCGGAACAGUAGGCGCGGCUACCUUGAGUUCUCUACCCUCCGUCACUACUCUCACCGAUGGCGUGAGUGGCGUCGGCUCCACCCCGAGUGUGGUCAGUUCCGUGGUCAGCCCUAGCGUCUCCACGGUCGGCGGAGGCCUCACAGGUGGACUCACCAGCGGUUCCCUCGGAAGCUGGCCUGGAUCCUACAGUGGAGUUUUGGGCGGUCUCUCUGGUUCUUACCCUGGAUACCUCGGUGGGCUCGGUGGCGGCUACUGGGGAGGCUACCCGGGCUCUCUUGGUGGUUCUCUUGGCGGUUACUAUGGCUCUUAUCCUGGCUUCCUUGGUGGAUUCGGCCGCGGACUCUAUGGUAGUUAUCCCGGCUACUUCGGUGGAUCUCUAGGCGGUCUUUACGGGUCCUACCCCGGCUACCUCGGUGGAUCUCUGGGUGGUCUUUACGGAUCCUACCCCGGCAGCUUCGGCAGAUCUCUGAGUGGUCUCUUCGGAUCCUACCCCGGUAGCUUCGGCGGAUCUCUGGGUGGUCUCUACGGGUCCUACCCCGGUUACCUUGGUGGAUCUCUGGGUGGUCUUUACGGAUCCUACCCCGGCAGCUUCGGCAGAUCUCUGAGUGGUCUCUUCGGAUCCUACCCCGGUAGCUUCGGCGGAUCUCUGGGUGGUCUCUACGGGUCCUACCCCGGCAGCUUCGGAGGAUCUCUCGGUGGCCUGUUUGGAUCCUACCCCGGCCGCUUCGGCGGAUCUCUUGGUGGUCUCUUCGGAUCCUACCCCGGCCGCUUCGGUGGAUCUCUGGGUGGUCUCUUCGGAUCCUACCCCGGUAGCUUCGGCGGAUCUCUGAGCGGUCUCUACGGAUCCUACCCCGGCCGCUUCGGUGGAUCUCUGGGUGGCCUCUUCGGAUCCUACCCCGGUAGCUUCGGCGGAUCUCUGGGUGGCCUCUACGGUUCCUACCCUGGCAGCUUCGGCGGAUCUCUGGGUGGCCUCUACGGUUCCUACCCUGGCAGCUUCGGCGGAUCUCUGGGUGGCCUCUACGGAUCCUACCCCGGAAGCUAUGGCGGAUCUUUCGGUGGACUCUUCGGACCCUACCCCGGCCUUGCCCAUGGUCCUAUUUCCAGCCUCUUCGGAAGAGGAGCCUAUCCUGGUUUCUAUGGAGCUACCUCACUGAACCUCCUUGGCCCCCGUCACUUUGGCGUGUUCGGACGAUUCCCGCCCCCACCCGGCCUCGGCGCCGUUGAGCGCAGGGGACAAUUCAACCCAUACCCCGCUGACAUCCGCGUCACCUCUGACCCUGUAACUGGCCACCCCAUGGUCCAGGGUGUCUACUAUGGCCUCCUGCGCGAACGCAUCGUGCCUGUGCCAGUCCCGGUUCCACAGGACGUCCCAUACCCAGUACCAUACCCAGUACCGCAGCCAUACCCAGUCCAACGGCCAAUCCCUCACCCAGUCCCAUACCCUGUUGCACAGCCAGUGCCAGUCCACACUAAUACCGAAGUGCACAAGACCGACGUCGUGGCCAAGACCGAGCGUGGCCCAGUUCUCCUCGACCAAGCCAUCACUGACGUCCGAUCAAACCGAGUCAACUAAACAUCCUCCGAAGACCAAGGCACUUUAGUUCACUCAACAGAUCGGCUAUCAACUAUGUAUUUGAAAUAAACCAAAUUCUAUCUCAUGAA